This is a messenger RNA of Anastrepha obliqua, 649 nucleotides long. RefSeq lists its product as uncharacterized. The record is from RefSeq and is a predicted model, not a curated record. The transcript has a single exon. NCBI's taxonomy places the organism in Eukaryota, Metazoa, Arthropoda, Insecta, Diptera, Tephritidae. Gene Ontology annotation, biological process: proteasome assembly. The coding region runs from base 99 to 521 and encodes 140 amino acids.
UUUGUUGUAUUUUUUUAACUAUAUUGUAAUUUCAUGACUUGCUUCGUCAAAGCAAAAUAAGCUUGAAAUUUUGUUUUCUAACAGCAAAACUGAGAACAAUGGACUCAAAUGGAUUGAAAGCAGAAAUGGUUAAUGAUAAAGUUGGUGCACCGCCUAAAAGUAACCAUGAAGAUACCGGCUUUACCUCCUGCAGUACACAAUUAGAUAUUCAGGGCAUAAAGCUCACAGUUCGUAUGUUGCGAAUGAAUGCAGCGACAAUGGUUUUCAUAUCCCCGCAAGGAAAAGAAAGCCUAAACGAAAUGGGUAUUGCCUUUCCAGCCUGUGGUACGAGUGUGUUGCCUUCGAGCACGACAUUAUUUGGACCGGAAUACGCCUCUAAUUCACAACGAUUAGCAGAUCUAUGGAGCAAACGUUACAAGCGCCAAUUUAUAGUAAGCUGUAAUGUGCAAACAAAUGGCAUUGACGGAUCUCUGGUAGAAAAGGCUAUAAGCGAGUGGGUGCGUGUAAAUGUAAUGGCAUGAAACAAUAAAAUAUAAUAUUUAAUAUACCCAGUAAGUUACAUGACUAUUUUUAUAAUUAGAAGUAAAUUGCUAUUUGUUAAAAUAAAAAUUGCAUUUACAAAAUAUUUUUGUGAAUGUUAGUCACGAAA